Messenger RNA from Pseudozyma hubeiensis SY62, 471 nucleotides. RefSeq lists its product as hypothetical. Bases 1 to 471 code for a protein of 156 amino acids. The transcript is spliced from 3 exons. The record is from RefSeq and is a predicted model, not a curated record. NCBI's taxonomy places the organism in Eukaryota, Fungi, Basidiomycota, Ustilaginomycetes, Ustilaginales, Ustilaginaceae.
AUGCGCAACACGUUUCGCAGCAUCCUCUUUUUCAUGUUUAUGGCUGCAAGCCAUGCCUCCGCUCAAAACAUUCCAGAAGUCGUCGAUAAGUUCCAGGACACACGAGCACUCUACUCAAGCGUGCAAAACAUGCAGCUUCUUCUUAGCAAGUUCGAACUGAAGGAUCUUCGUGGCUUCAGGGUUGACCCUUGGCAUUCUUUCCUCAAGACUCGUGGCGAGGAUGUCAUCAAUGAGGAAUGGCCCAAAAUUCGAAUUCCGGGAAAAAGUUACGGCAAAGUGCGCAUGCUUAAGCAGUUCGUGAGCAACCCAGCAUCGCAGGACAACUUCAUGACCACCGAUCCCGUUACGAAGAGGAUUGCCGCCAGACUGGUCGAGGAGUAUGCAAAACACCAGAACGCUAACGAUCACAUUGCGGCUGUCAACGAACACCUGCGGGGACCAGACGAUGCCGCUCAUCUUCUCAUUGACUAG